Messenger RNA from Lepus europaeus (European hare), 2235 nucleotides. It is a transcript of the gene SLC26A5, whose product is annotated as solute carrier family 26 member 5. Bases 1 to 2235 code for a protein of 744 amino acids. The transcript has 18 exons. NCBI's taxonomy places the organism in Eukaryota, Metazoa, Chordata, Mammalia, Lagomorpha, Leporidae. The record is from RefSeq and is a predicted model, not a curated record. Gene Ontology annotation, molecular function: chloride transmembrane transporter activity; bicarbonate transmembrane transporter activity; oxalate transmembrane transporter activity. Gene Ontology annotation, biological process: transmembrane transport. Gene Ontology annotation, cellular component: membrane.
AUGGAUCAUGCGGAAGACAGUGAGGCCCUGGCGGCCGCCCAGAGGUACUGCGUGGAAAGGCCCAUCUUCAGCCAUCCCGUCCUCCAGGAAAGGUUACACAAGAAGGACAAGGUUGCGGACUCCAUCGGGGAUAAGCUGAAGCAGGCAUUCACAUGUACUCCCAAGAAAAUAAGGAAUAUCAUUUAUAUGUUCCUACCCAUAACUAAGUGGUUACCAGCGUACAAAUUCAAGGAGUACGUGUUGGGUGACUUGGUCUCGGGCAUAAGUACGGGGGUGCUGCAGCUUCCUCAAGGCUUGGCGUUCGCGAUGCUGGCAGCUGUGCCUCCUGUGUUCGGCCUGUACUCUUCGUUUUAUCCUGUGAUCAUGUAUUGCUUUCUGGGAACCUCCAGGCACAUAUCCAUAGGUCCUUUUGCUGUCAUUAGCCUGAUGAUAGGCGGUGUGGCUGUUCGACUGGUACCCGAUGACAUAGUUAUCCCAGGAGGAGUAAACACAACGAACGGAACAGAAGCCAGGGAUGCCUUAAGAGUGAAAGUUGCCAUGUCGGUGACCUUGCUUUCGGGAAUCAUUCAGUUUUGCCUAGGUGUCUGUCGGUUCGGCUUUGUGGCCAUCUACCUCACGGAGCCCCUGGUGCGCGGCUUUACCACCGCAGCAGCCGUGCACGUCUUCACCUCCAUGUUAAAAUACCUCUUUGGAGUUAAAACCAAGCGGUACAGUGGGAUCUUUUCGGUGGUGUAUAGUACAGUUGCUGUGUUGCAGAAUAUUAAAAACCUCAACGUGUGUUCCCUAGGCGUCGGGCUCAUGGUUUUUGGUUUGCUGUUGGGUGGCAAGGAGUUUAAUGAGAGAUUUAAAGAGAAAUUGCCGGCACCCAUUCCUUUAGAGUUCUUUGCGGUGGUCAUGGGCACUGGCAUCUCAGCUGGGUUUAACUUGAAGGAAUCAUACAGCGUGGACGUCGUUGGGACACUUCCUCUGGGGCUACUACCUCCAGCCAAUCCAGACACCAGCCUCUUCCACCUCGUGUAUGUGGAUGCCAUUGCCAUAGCCAUCGUUGGCUUUUCAGUGACCAUCUCAAUGGCCAAGACCUUGGCAAAUAAACAUGGCUACCAGGUUGAUGGCAAUCAGGAACUCAUUGCCCUGGGACUGUGCAACUCCAUUGGCUCACUCUUCCAGACGUUCUCAAUCUCCUGCUCUUUGUCUCGGAGCCUUGUGCAGGAGGGAACCGGAGGGAAGACACAGCUUGCAGGUUGUUUGGCCUCCUUGAUGAUUCUGCUGGUCAUCUUAGCCACUGGAUUCCUCUUCGAAUCAUUACCCCAGGCGGUGCUGUCAGCCAUCGUGAUCGUCAACCUGAAAGGCAUGUUCAUGCAGUUUGCAGAUCUCCCCUUUUUCUGGAGAACCAGCAAGAUAGAGCUGACGAUCUGGCUCACCACCUUCGUGUCCUCCUUGUUCCUGGGCUUGGACUACGGUCUGAUCACGGCUGUGAUCAUCGCGCUGCUCACGGUGAUUUACAGAACACAGAGUCCGAGCUACAAAGUCCUUGGACAGCUUCCAGACACCGAUGUGUACAUUGACAUAGAUGCGUACGAGGAGGUGAAAGAGAUUCCCGGUAUAAAAAUAUUCCAAAUAAACGCCCCGAUUUACUACGCCAACAGCGACUUGUACAGCAAUGCCUUAAAGAGAAAGACUGGCGUGAACCCAGCAGUCAUCAUGGGAGCAAGAAGAAAGGCCAUGAGGAAGUAUGCUAAGGAGGUGGGCAAUGCGAACAUGGCCAACGCCACCGUGGCCAAAGCGGAUGCAGAAGUCGAUGGAGAAAACGCCCCCAAGCCCGAGGAGGAGGAGGAGGAAGUGAAAUACCCGCCGAUAGUCGUCCGAAGCACCUUCCCGGAGGAGCUGCAGAGGUUCAUGCCGCCAGGGGACGGCAUCCACACCAUCAUCCUGGACUUCACGCAGGUCAACUUCAUCGAUUCUGUCGGCGUGAAGACCGUGGCGGGGAUUGUGAAGGAAUACGGCGAUGUCGGCAUUUACGUCUACUUAGCGGGAUGCAGUGCCCAGGUUGUGAAUGACCUCACUCGAAACAGAUUCUUUGAAAACCCUGCCUUGAAGGAGCUGCUGUUCUACAGCAUUCACGACGCGGUGUUGGGCAGCCAGGCCCGAGAGGCGAUGGCCGAGCAGGAAGCCCUGGCGGCCCCUGGCCAGGAGGACCUGGAGCCCAAUGCCACGCCCACCACUCCGGAGGCGUAG